Maudiozyma barnettii is the source of this 1329-nucleotide messenger RNA. It is a transcript of the gene WBP1, whose product is annotated as dolichyl-diphosphooligosaccharide-protein glycotransferase. The coding region runs from base 1 to 1329 and encodes 442 amino acids. NCBI's taxonomy places the organism in Eukaryota, Fungi, Ascomycota, Saccharomycetes, Saccharomycetales, Saccharomycetaceae. The record is from RefSeq and is a predicted model, not a curated record. The transcript has a single exon. Gene Ontology annotation, cellular component: endoplasmic reticulum membrane; oligosaccharyltransferase complex.
AUGCUAGGUCUACGUUAUAUUCAAUUAUUCCUAGUUUUGGUAUGUUCCAUACUGGCUGCCGCUAAAUCUGCUGUCGGAUCUCGUACUUUGGUUGUCUUUGAUGACAGAGUAGAUGAUCUAUCCACAUAUUCUGAUUUUUUCAACUUAUUAAAAGAUCAUGAAUUCGACGUUACCACUCUAGAAUUAUCAGAUAAAUCCACAAAAAUUAACUUAUUUGAAAGAGACACUAGAUUAUACGACCAUCUAAUCUUAUUCCCAGUGAAAGGUAAGCAUUACUCUAAACAAUUGGCCGCUAAGAAAUUGAUACGUUUCAAUGAAAAUGGUGGUAAUAUUUUGGCUUUGACCGUCCCUCAAGUUUCCUCCGAUCCAAUACAUCUAUAUCUAAACCAAUUAGGUAUCUAUCCUUCUCCACGUACUCAAUCCUUACAUGAUUUAUUCCAAGAUUCUACAGAUUUAUUAUUCUCUGUUGAUCAAUUAGAAAAUGAAAACGUUUACUCCAAGACAAACGAAAAGAAAGAUGAACUAUUCAAUUUCGGUGAAUCCGUCUCUGCUGCUUUGUUGGAUAAUCGUGAACAAAUCGUUCCUAUCUUACAAGCUUCCAAAACUUCCUUCACUAGUGGUAACAAAUCUCGUGAAGCUAGUUGGACUGACGGGUCUCAAGGUUAUGUCAUUGCCGGUUUCCAAAACUUGAAGAAUACUAGAUCUACUUGGAUUGGUUCUGUUAAAUUCUUAAGUAACAAUCACUUCAAACAAAAUCAAGACUUGAUUAAUGAGUUGAUUAGUUGGACUUUACAAGAAAAAUCUGUCAUUAAAGCUACCGAGGUUAGCCACACCCACUCUGGUGAUGACAAAGUCUCUUACGAUGAAUUACCUUACAAGGUCACCGAUAACGUAACCUACACCAUUGCUCUAACUCAAUGGGAUGGUCAAAAAUGGGUUCCAUACGUUUCUGACGAUGUUCAAUUCGAAUUGAGACAAAUUGAUCCAUACUACCGUAUCACCAUGACUGCACAAGGCCCAGCUCCGCAAGAUCCAGCUUCUGAACUAUACUCCACAGGUUCCUUCAUGUUACCAAACCGUCACGGUAUGUUCACUUUCAUCACCGAUUACAAGAGAUCUGGUCUUUCUUAUAUCCAUGAAGCUGACAUUAAGGCAAUCCGUCAUUUGGCUAACGAUGAAUACCCAAGAUCUUUUGAGAUUCCAAACGCUUGGGUUUACUUGGCUUCUAUCGCUACUGUAAUCAUUAGUUUUAUUGCUUUUGUCCUUUUCUUCAUUUCUACUCCAGCUUCUCUAAGUGAAGGUGUAUCCACUGAAAAGAAGACCAACUGA